AUGGAAGGCGAGGCGGGCACGCUGGUCGGGGAGAACCCCCCCAAGUACAUCGUGGAGCACCUGGAUGAGCUCGAGGACUGGAGCAUUCUCGAGUAUAUACACAUAUGCGAAACGGUAAAGGACAAAAAUGUGAUAUUCACCAAUUUUGACAGGCCCUUCGGUGAAGUAUCGAAAAAAUACAACCCCACCUGCUACAAACAACCCAUCCGUGAAUUGAAGGAAAAAUUCGAGUGGGAAAAAAUAUGUCUAUUAGAUAUGAAAGCGAAGGACAUUUUAACAUGCAAAGAUAAGGAGCACUUGGAUUAUUUGCUCUUUGGAGGGAUACUUGGAAAUGUUCCCUCUGAUGAUAGGACCUCCAUUCUGCGAAAGUGCCAGUUUGUCAUUUCGAGAAAUCUUGGGGACAUGCAGAUGACGACAAACACUGCCGUGCUCGUUUGCCACAUCAUUUUAGAAAAACAGGUAGAAUUUAAGGAUAUUCCUUUUGUGGACAAUCCAGAAAUUCCCUUGAGAAAUGAGAAGGAGUCCAUGGUUCUUCCCUUUCGUUUUGUCUCCAAGUUUUUUUUUACCGGUUUGGAAGAGGACAGACAUGUUCCCGUGUUGCCACGUAAUUUCACAGAAUACUUGAUCGGUUUGGGGGACGACCGUGUGGGGGAUCUGGACGACUUCCUCUCGGGGGGGUAA
Plasmodium coatneyi is the source of this 681-nucleotide messenger RNA. RefSeq lists its product as uncharacterized. The transcript has a single exon. The record is from RefSeq and is a predicted model, not a curated record. NCBI's taxonomy places the organism in Eukaryota, Apicomplexa, Aconoidasida, Haemosporida, Plasmodiidae. Gene Ontology annotation, molecular function: protein-arginine omega-N monomethyltransferase activity. The coding region runs from base 1 to 681 and encodes 226 amino acids. Gene Ontology annotation, biological process: peptidyl-arginine methylation.